Colletotrichum truncatum is the source of this 510-nucleotide messenger RNA. The record is from RefSeq and is a predicted model, not a curated record. NCBI's taxonomy places the organism in Eukaryota, Fungi, Ascomycota, Sordariomycetes, Glomerellales, Glomerellaceae.
AUGAGGUUUCUCACAGGGUCUAUUAAAGAUUGGGAAUACAUCAUGAAGCAAGCCUUUGAUUGCCUGAAACCAGGCGGUAUUCUUGAGAGCUCAGAGCCAUCGUUCUUGGUCGAGAGCAGCGACGGUACAGUUAAUGAAGAGAGCGCCUGGUCCGGCUGGUACAAUAUAUUCGAGAGAUACGGCUCAACAUCUGGCCAAACAUUUUCUGUUGUGCCGCAGAAUGUCCAAGUAAAUGCUAUGAACCAGGCAGGUUUCCAAAACUUAGAGGUGUUCGAAUGCGAGAUACCAAUUGGCGCGUGGCCGCAAACCGAAGAGAAAAAGAAGUUAGGUAAGUACGCAGAAACAAUGAUGCAAACGGACAUGUUGGGCUGUUUGCUAUGGCCAUGCACUUCGAAUGGUUGGACGUAUAGCCAAAUCAAGGAUUAUAGCUCCAGGCUACAAAAAGAAAUGGAUUCGAUGCGAACGCACCCCUUUUUUCGACUGAAGAGCGUUUGGGGCCGCAAGCUGUAA